AUGAACACUGCUUCAAAAACCCGAAAGCCCCAAAUUAAUAAUUUUACCUCAAUUUUGGACCAGAUCCUAAAAAAAUAUAACUUGUCCGCCGAAUCUAAUCCAUCACAAUUAAGUAUCUAUGCUAGUGAACUCGGUGCUAUGUUACCAGAUUGGAAAGCUCGUAAAAAUGUGAAAGAAGCUCUUCGCCGACGUCAAUUUAAAGAAGAACAGAUCAAGGCUCUUGUACCGGAUAAAAGGAAUGAAAAACUUACUAUUAGGGAAAGAGUUCAAUAUUGCGCUAAAAGUGGUGAUCCGUAUGAUAUUUACUUACAUGCUUUAGAUUUAGUCAAGACAAAAAAUGAUAGUGAUGAAGAAAUU
Messenger RNA from Entrophospora sp. SA101, 357 nucleotides. NCBI's taxonomy places the organism in Eukaryota, Fungi, Glomeromycota, Glomeromycetes, Entrophosporales, Entrophosporaceae. The record is from the annotation of a GenBank genome assembly.